Cheilinus undulatus (humphead wrasse) is the source of this 2548-nucleotide messenger RNA. It is a transcript of the gene cckbrb, whose product is annotated as cholecystokinin receptor. Gene Ontology annotation, cellular component: membrane. Gene Ontology annotation, molecular function: gastrin receptor activity; neuropeptide receptor activity. NCBI's taxonomy places the organism in Eukaryota, Metazoa, Chordata, Actinopteri, Labriformes, Labridae. The record is from RefSeq and is a predicted model, not a curated record. Bases 232 to 1575 code for a protein of 447 amino acids. Gene Ontology annotation, biological process: neuropeptide signaling pathway. The transcript has 5 exons.
UGAUGCCAAGUAGGACACAUCUGCUGUAAAAGCGGAAAAUCACCGAGAAAGACGCACAUUUUUUUUUUCCACAGGGGUUUAGCGGUUGGGAAGCCAUAACUUCCGUCUCAAGUGUGCACGAGCAUGGACGCGGAGUUGAGUUAUUUUGUCACUUUUCAUGAUCCGGCAGAAACCGACAGAAGAUCUGAAUUGAACUUUUUAAACGCUUAGAGAUAUUCCUAAAAACGGAAGAUGGAGCUUUGUGCGCGAAAUGAUACGUCUCCAGCGUGCGUGGAAACGCAGACUGAUGCACUGCAAACGGGAGCCGGGAACGGGAGCGUGGAGACCUCAAACAUCACCUGCUGCAACGUCUCAUCCAUCCUCAUACCUCCGCGCACGAGGCAGAAAGAUGGGGACCACACGCUGCGGAUCCUGCUUUACUCCCUCAUCUUCUUCCUGAGUGUGGUUGGAAACCUGUUGAUCAUCGUAGUUCUGUCCUUUAACAAGCGCAUGAGGACGGUAACAAAUACCUUCCUGCUGUCACUUGCUGUCAGUGACCUGAUGAUGGCGGUCUUCUGCAUGCCAUUCACCCUCAUCCCCAGCAUCCUGAAGGACUUCAUCUUUGGAGCAACCAUGUGCAAGAUAGUCUCCUACCUCAUGGGCAUAUCUGUGAGCAUCUCCACGUUUAGCCUGGUUGCGAUAGCCAUAGAGCGCUACAGUGCUAUCUGUAACCCUCUAAAGUCCCGGGUGUGGCAGACGCGCUCACAUGCCUACAAGGUGAUCGCGGUUACAUGGGUGCUGGCCUUCAUCAUUAUGAUCCCGUAUCCCAUCAUAAGUCAUCUGGAGUCUUUUCAGCGCCCGGAUAACACCACGGCACAUCAGUGCCGCCACAAGUGGCCCGUUGCAAAGGCCGAGCAGACUUGGUAUGUUCUGCUGCUGCUCGUGCUGUUUGCAAUCCCAGGGGUAGUGAUGAUUGUGGCCUAUGGACUCAUCUCCAGGGAACUCUACAGAGGCAUCCAGUUUGAGAUGGGACACAAAAAAGACUCCACCGACGUGAAAAAUGGCCUGACCUCCACCAUGUCUGCUGGAAGUGAUGAUGGAGACGGCUGCUAUGUCAAUGUUGUCCACACUCAGCAGUCCGUGGAGAUGUCCAGCAUGGCAGCAUCAGGCAGGGCGAGCAAACCCGAGAGGCCACGGAGUAACACAUCUGAGGCCAAGCUGGAAGCCAAGAAGCGCGUCAUCCGCAUGCUGGUGGUCAUUGUAGUCCUAUUCUUCCUCUGCUGGAUGCCUCUGUACUGCGCCAACACCUGGCGGGCUUUCGAUGACCUCUCUGCCAAACAGGCCCUUUCAGGGGCCCCCAUCGCUUUCAUCCAUUUGUUGUGCUACACCUCCGCCUGCGUCAACCCCAUAAUUUACUGCUUCAUGAACACGCGUUUCCGCAAAGCUCUGCUCGCCACCUUCUCAUGCUGCUCUGCGCCCUGCCACAGGCGUCUACGUCGCCGCGGGUUACGGGAAAAUGAAGAGGAGGUGAUGGCAACGGGAGCAUCCAUAUCCAAGUUCAGUUACACUACAGUGAGCACCAUGGGGACCUGCUGAGGCCUACAGAUGCAGGCAUGAUCUAGGGGUGUUACUACGUCAUUAAGGCUUAUCCACAUCCUCAAAGUUAACAGUAGGGUGGUGUGGGAGAACAGGCAGUGUAUUGUAGCAGUAUAGAAGCUUCAACCAUGACUGUGAGUAAGAUUUUGUUGGUAUUGUUUAACAAAAUCUAAUCUUACAGUGUAAAUACUUCUACAUAUAAAAUUAAACAAACGAAAACAUAAAAACAAUUAUAGCAUUGGGCUAAAUGUCACAGCAGAGGUGUGUGUCUCUGUGUGUGUAGAGGAUUAGAGGAUUUGUGUAGUUGUACAUUGAGUGGUAUGUGAGGGAGAAAGUUAAAUAAAUUUGUAGUAAUAUGUAGCUUAAAAAAGCUUAAAAAACAUUUGCAAUGGAAUUUCAAAGUGUUUCAUAUUUUGCUUUCAGUUGUUAAUCUAUGUGAAUGACAGUGAUGCCAUUGCCUUGUGUACCAAGUGCCUGGUUUUAACUACGAUAUGCUACUGCUGCUUUUCCUCAACCAUGAUGGGCGCCGACAGAGGAAUCAUAAUAUGAGGGGUAUAGAAGGGAUUUGAAAGCUGAAAUCCUCCUCAUAAGUAGGCAUUUCCUUCAGAUGGGAAGUUUUAAAGAGGAUGUGGAAAGUUGUGCAUUCUUAGUUUGCAUAUAGAUAAAAAACUUAUUCAGUAUUAAUAACCAAAACAGGGAGCUGUUGAGCCUUGUGUCGUGGUAAACUGAAUGUUAGCUAUCUUUGUGUUUUAAGGUCAUGAGGGACACAUUUUUGGAGUAUGCUGUACUGUUUUGUUUUGUUCUAGGUGCAAACAGCAGCAUACUGUAUGCUGGCGUCUGGUUUUGAGUCUCUAUUAAACUACUUAGCAGCUCCUACAUCAUCAUUUUCCCAAGCUAAGAGCUCAUUGGCUGAUAUGACAAAAAUUAAACUUCAGUCCUUUAAAGGAACCCUGAAUGAUCAGACAAGUUCAUC